Molecule: messenger RNA, 1179 nt
Organism: Pteropus alecto (black flying fox)
Lineage: Eukaryota; Metazoa; Chordata; Mammalia; Chiroptera; Pteropodidae
Gene: BOD1
Product: biorientation of chromosomes in cell division 1
Exons: 4
Coding region: 191-433 (80 amino acids)
Source: RefSeq, a predicted model, not a curated record
CUCCCUGGCGCCCGGCGACCCGCAGCUCAUCGCUGUCAUCGUGGAGCAGCUCAAGAGCCGGGGCCUGUUUGACAGCUUUCGCCGGGACUGCCUGGCGGACGUGGACACCAAGCCCGCUUACCAGAACCUGAGGCAGAAAGUGGAUAACUUUGUGUCAACACAUCUGGACAAGCAGGAGUGGAAUCCCACGAUGAACAAAAACCAAGUGCGAAAUGGGCUGAGGCAGAGCGUGGUUCAGUCGGGGAUGUUGGAGGCUGGAGUGGACAGAAUAAUCUCUCAGGUGGUGGAUCCCAAACUGAACCACAUCUUCAGGCCACAGAUAGAGCGAGCAAUUCAUGAGUUCCUGGCGGCCAAGAAAAAAGAAGUCAUCCUAGCGUCCCCUCCAGAGCUGGAGAGCCAGGACCCUGCGGCCCCGUCCCAGGAUGCUCCCUAAGAAUAUGCCUGACAUCUUUUGGAAGUUUCAUUGACUUUGGUGAAGAAAUAGAUUCAUUUCCUAACAGUACAACUUCGGAAUGAAGACGGGCCGAGGUCAUCACUGAUUUCAACCUUGACUUUGGGGCAGGAUCCUGAUUGAACAGGGAGCAAGUUUGACCUGUGUGCCCCUGCACUAUGCUGUUAUAUGGCCGGCCUGUCUGAGGGGAUGACACCCAGUAGACACUACAGAGAUCUAAAGAAACACUACAUCAAUCUGGGGUGGUCCAGAAACGAACCUUUAGACUUGAACUAGGCUAUGUAUAGAUUUCAGGGUUUGUGCUGAGGGAUAAACAAAAGCCACAGUGAGGGAAUGUAACCAGUCUCAACGGUGUAAUUUCCAAGAAUGACAGUAAAGGUUAGCUGGAAGUAGGUUUUUGACAGUGCUUAUUUGAUAUUGUUUCUGAGUCACAAACUAGAAAGUAUAAGCCAUUAGCAUCAAAUAGCUUUAAAGUUGUGAAUGUGAAUAUCUUGUAGCUGUAGUUUCCUUUCCCCUAGAGGUGACAAAACACAGGACCCUAGCGUGCUGAGGUGGCUGACAUAGGUAGAAGGAAACGUUUGCAAGUUCUCUGUCCAGGGCUGCUGAUCUUGCAAGGAUAGGAAGUCUUGGGUGUGUUUACUUUAUUCUCGUAUUUCUGUUUUUUACAAAAGUGAUUAAAGAUUAAUAAUUAGCUUAACUUUUAUAAUAAAAUCAUUUGAUACUCUGAA